Messenger RNA from Anarrhichthys ocellatus (wolf-eel), 1940 nucleotides. RefSeq names its product HIG1 hypoxia inducible domain family, member 1A (gene higd1a). The transcript is spliced from 4 exons. Lineage: Eukaryota; Metazoa; Chordata; Actinopteri; Perciformes; Anarhichadidae. Gene Ontology annotation, cellular component: mitochondrion. The coding region runs from base 136 to 414 and encodes 92 amino acids. Gene Ontology annotation, biological process: mitochondrial respirasome assembly. The record is from RefSeq and is a predicted model, not a curated record.
CAUAACGAAGCCGGCUCCCUACUUCCUCCUAACUUCCGUGAGACAAGAGGCUCUGAAAAGACUCCCAAAAAACCUUUCUGGGUAACUUCUCUGUUGGCGAUUCAAUCAGCGAUACACUCCUUAAAAACAAUCAAGAUGUCUUCCUAUGAGGAGAAUGAUUCCAAGUUGAUGCGAAAAGUAAAGGAGAAUCCAUUUGUACCAUUGGGAAUGGCUGGAUUCUUUGCCAUCGUGGGGUACAGACUGAUGAAAAUGAAAAGCCGGGGAGACACAAAAAUGUCAGUGCACCUGAUCCACAUGCGUGUCGGUGCUCAGGGCUUCGUGGUUGGAGCCAUCACUGUUGGGGUCCUGUAUUCAAUGUACAGAGAUUAUAUCGUAAAGCCCAGAGAAGAACAGAAAGCAGCGGAACAAAAGUGAACAUGGACUCUGACAUGUUAUGUCCCUUAAUAUUGCCUCAGAUUAAGGUGUGUAGAAAAUGUAUUUUUAGAAUUUGUUAAUGCAAACACCCCUCAGCAGCUCCCUGCUACUGUAAAUAGGUAUAACAUAUUGAUUACACUUAUCCUCCAGGUACUAUACCAGAAGGUCAAGCUAUCACUUCUGCACUAUGAGGUGUACUGAUGUCAUCUUUUAGUACUGAUUACACUGUGUUUGAUACCUGUGUGGACAGGUGAUAAUACUGAUGGUUUUGUUGGUUCCUAUUUGAACGGUGUGUGAGUGAAAUAACAACUAGACAAUGUAGCAGAUCAUUUGAAAACAGUCCGACUAAGUCUAGAUUUAAUAUCCACUAACUGCAGGUAGGCUGAUCUUUUUUUCCUUGUAUUUAUUUUGUUGUGUCACACCAGCGAUAUAAUAUUUUAUAUACUGAUGUAAGGAUUUUUUGCCAAAUGGAAUAGGCUUGUACCGAAGCCCACUUGUUUUUAAAGGGCAUCCCAGUGCAUUAUGGGUAUGUUAUGGAAGGCUUUGUCAACAUGUGGUCUAGACAAGGCCUAUUCUAUCACAUCAUUUAAACAACAAGGGCACAAAUGAUUUGUAAUUUACCGCAAUAUCAGAUUAUAAACAAAACAAAUAUAUAAAGUUAUCACAUGGAAAUUGAAAAAGGAACACAAGUCUUGAAACAAAGUCAUAAAUGUAUUUUAUUUGUAGAAAAUACAUUUGUGAUUUCAUUCAAUAGCCAAGUCUUUUCCUCUCAUAUUUGUAUCAUGUUGUGAUAUACAGGGGUCCAAUACUAGUUUACAUGAGACAUAAACCCAGGUACACCUGUAGACUGUGCAGUAACCUAUAAUAUAGGACCUCAACCUUGUGAUAUGCUUACAAAUAAGAUGCCUUGUUAAGUUAUUCACAAAGUACAGUUUUUAAUGUGUACAAAUACAGAACAUGUUCAUUUUGAAAGUUUCUUUGUAUUGAUUUGUUUUUUUCUUCUGGAAAUAGCCAGUGUUGUAAUUGUGAAAUUCUGUCGUGUAUGUUUUGAAACCUCAAAUUGCACUGCAAAUAUGUUUUGACUGUUGUGGCUUAUUUAACAACACAUGUGACAUGUUGAUUAUGUACACGUGGAUGAAACUAAUACAGUCUGGCAAUAGUCAACAGUUAGUCUGUGUUAGAAAACACCUCCGAGUAGAACAAGGUGCAAUUCAAUGGCACCCCAAUCUACAGCCUCCACAGUAACUUUAACCUUCUAUAAAACAGGAAAACAUAAAAUCAUCAUUUUGAUUACAACAGUGUUUAGGACUAUUAGUUUAAGUUAGGUGUUCCUAGCUUACUGUCCUUUAAGUGUAGAGUUGUUCUUGUAUGUUUGGUCAAACAAAAACUCCUGGAAAUCCGAAACAGUUUAGUUCUCUCUUUGUUGUGCACCAGUUGGUGUCUUAACAAAUUCCAAACAAUAAAACCAUGACACAUUUAUAUCUCUGCUCUAUAACUUCAAAUAAAACUACUGGUAUUUUAGUGUU